AUGGGAACGUCUUUAAGAAUUCCUAGAGUAAAGGCUCUUAUAAAAGAAUUUGCUAGUGCGGUUCAUGAUCGAAAAGGUUACGUGAUAUUGGUGAAUGCUACAGAUGUAGUUACUAAAGGAUGGAAUGGAGUCAUUGACUAUCAAAUAGAAGGUACCUGCGAUGAUGACAAAAAGCAAGUAGGAAAAAAAAGAAAGAACAGAGUGAAAGUCGAGACAGGCAUAUUGAAGAAAAGAAAAUUGCAGCAUAGUGAAACUGAAAAAUAG
Messenger RNA from Dentiscutata heterogama, 264 nucleotides. The record is from the annotation of a GenBank genome assembly. Lineage: Eukaryota; Fungi; Glomeromycota; Glomeromycetes; Diversisporales; Gigasporaceae.